CCUAUAACAGGUAUGUUCUGGACAGAUACGUCCAGAAGGACUUGUGUCACUCCGCAUGGCCACCGAGACGACCAUCGCGUGCUGCGUGCGGGUCCCCACCUCCAAGCAGGUGACGGCCCUGCACCUGGCGGCCGAGCAGGCCACCCGCUGCUGCUGCUACAAGCGGCGCUCCUCGGCCACCUUCAUGACCGUGGAGCUGCUCCCGGAGCGUUGCGUCGCCGUGGACGCCUCGACCAAAGAGUUCGGCGAGUGCCGCGUCGCCGUGAACUGGACGGUCGUGGCGGAGCUGGAGACGGAGUGCUUCGUGAGGAUCAAGGUGAAGAGGGGACGCAGGACCCUCCGGAAGAAGGCUUUGGAUGCAAGGCUUCUCAUCAAGUGCUUGCAGGAAGGACGGCUUGUGUGCGGUGACGCCAGACUUGUGUUUGACAUCGCGUCAUAUUCCCCGCUAAGGUUUUGUUUCCAAGUGAAAACCACCGCCAGCGAGUGUCCCGCAGCGGGGCGUCGGCCAGCCACUGCCGCGCGAGCAAGUGUCUGCACACAGCAGCCCUCGGCGGGGGAGGAAGACUUCCACGACGCGCAGGAACCCGCCGAGGAGGAACAAACGUCCGCCGCGCCACCACCGAAGACCGUGGUCACGCAAACGUCGAUCAACAAGAUGCCGCGAAGGUACCGGCGCAGGAUCCUGGAGGGCGGAGGAGGCAUCCUGCGGCGCCUCCGCGACGAGCAUCUCGUCACCGUAGAAUACAACGAACGCUCCGGCAGACUGAAGCUUGAGGGCCGCCCCGACGACGUCUGCGGGUGCCAGGACGACCUAGACGCCCUGAUACAGGCGUGGCAGCAGGAGCAGGACCAGGAACACACGAAGAGGAAGGCGGCAAAGAGCGGCGCCGAGGGUGGCGUGACGGAGCCCCGGCAGGAGCCCGGAUGUCGGUCUUUCUGUUCGUCCCGUGUGUGCGUGUGUGUGUGCGUGUGCGUGUUUCUUUGCGUGUGUGGCUGCGUGAUUGUGAGCGUGUGUCUGUAUGUGUGCGACCGCGUCGUGGCUCUGAAGAAAGCCCUUACACGUAAAGGCGAGCCCAAAGAUCCUAGACAUGCGACCUCAAGGGCCCGACACCUUGCGCCACAACAACCACCAUCAUCACCACCAUCACCACCACCACCACCACCACCACCGUCGGUGCCGCCACCACCGCUGCUUCCCCUGAGGCGCCUGAGCAGCGCCGACCGGCGGGACAUCCUGGGCCAGCGCUGGCUGUCUGAUGACGUCAUGGACCUGGCCCAGGAGCUGCUGCAGCGACAGUUCCCGAACACUCGCGGCCUGUACGCCAGCGGCGCCGCCUUCACGCUGCCGCCCCUGCAGCCCGGCAGCGGGGCACUCUUCCUGCAGGUGGUGAACAGGUCCACGCCGCAGCGCCUCGCCUCCAUGGCGGACUACGGCCGCACGGGAGGCAGCCACUGGCUGCUGCUGUCCUCGUACGGCGCGGCGCGCGGCGGCCAGCUGGCGGUCUAUGACUCGCUGCACGACACGCUCUCGCCCUCCACGGCCGCCCUGGUGCGGCAGCUGCAGGCGCUGCACGCCCCACCGCCGGGCGCCGUGCUGCGGCCCGUCCAGCGACAGCGGGACGACCACAGUUGCGGCCUCUUCGCCCUCGCCUUCGCCUUCAGCAUCGCCCACGGCCAGGACCCCUGCCGCGUGCGCUACGUGCGUGCGCGCAUGGAGCGCCACCUGCUGGCCUGCCUCGACCGCGGCGUGGCGACGCCCUUCCCCAGCGUGCCCGAGGGGACGUUCGGCUAAGGUGGUUUCAUUUAAGAAUACGGACAGGAAGACGUUAACAGGUAACAAAGGAUCAAAAAUGACGGAAUUACAGCCAGUUGGAGCAAAAGGAGAGGGGAAAAACUAUUUCACAUUAUUUUGUUUUGUUAUCUCUAUCACAAACAGUUAUGUAUGACUGAUUAUCCCUUAUGAUAUACAGAAGUGUGUCAUGAAUACAAUAAUGACUCUUUCUCGAGUUGAGGAGGCGGUGACUGAAUGAUCAGCGUGCGGGUGCGGCGUCCAGGAGAAUGCAAGUUCGCGUCCCGCCAGCCGCUACACACAAGCAGGCUGUCCUGAAGACCACCUCCAACCCGGACUCUAGAUUCUCUCUAGAAAGAGGGUCAUAGAUGGGCUUCGGGGGACAGCAUGAGUCAAACAAGAUGGCACCACUGUCAACACCUGCCUGCGCCAUAACGGGCUGGGGCCGAACACCAGAUCCCACAAGAAA
Eriocheir sinensis (Chinese mitten crab) is the source of this 2258-nucleotide messenger RNA. RefSeq lists its product as uncharacterized. The transcript is spliced from 2 exons. The record is from RefSeq and is a predicted model, not a curated record. The coding region runs from base 56 to 1792 and encodes 578 amino acids. NCBI's taxonomy places the organism in Eukaryota, Metazoa, Arthropoda, Malacostraca, Decapoda, Varunidae.